AUGGCCCCAUCUAUUGCCGAAGCACCCAAAUCCGAGGUCGUCGUGCCCGUCAAGGCCGAUGUCGCCUCCACCGAAACAAAGCCCAAGAUCCGGCGCAUCAUCGAUGAAGAAGGAGGAACCACCACCGCUACAUUCCCCCACUACCUCCCCGUCUGGGACCACAGCGAGAAAUACCCACCCCUCGAGCCCUUCACACACACCGAGCACGGCCUCAACGCAGACCCGACCUUCCCCGACCUGCUCCUCCCCGGCUCGAAGAUCCAAAAACUCACCCCGUCCACGGGCUCCGAGGUCUCCGGCGUGCAGCUCUCGAAACUCUCCGAUAAAGGCAAAGACCAACUCGCCCUCCUCGUCGCACAGCGCAAGGUCGUCGCCUUCCGCGACCAGGACCUCGCCUCCCUGCCCAUACAAGACGCACUCAAUUUCGGGGGAUAUUUUGGCCGCCAUCAUAUCCAUCCUACAUCUGGGGCUCCCGAGGGAUAUCCUGAGAUCCACCUGGUCCACCGAAACGGGAACAAGGGUGCCUUUGACGCCAUCUUCGCGGAGCGGAAUAGCACUGUUGGAUGGCACUCUGAUGUAACAUAUGAGCAGCAACCGCCCGGGACAACCUUCUUGUAUAUCCUGGAUACACCGGAAGUCGGCGGGGAUACGGCGUUUGUGAAUCAGGUCGAGGCGUAUAAUCGGUUGUCUCCCGCGAUCAAGGAGCGGCUUCAUGGGCUCAAGGCUGUGCAUAGUGGGUUUGAACAGGCGGAGUUUAGUCGACAAAGGGGAGGUGUGGUGCGCAGGGAGCCCGUUAAGAAUGAGCAUCCGCUUGUUAGGACGCAUCCCGCCACGGGGGAGAAGGCCUUGUUUGUUAAUGGGGGGUUCACCCGAAGCAUCGUCGGCCUGAAGAAAGAAGAAAGCGACGCGCUGCUCCAGUUCCUACUCAACCACAUCGGCCGUGGGAUCGACUACCAGGCCCGAGUCAAAUGGGCGCCUGGGACAGUUGUCGUCUGGGAUAACCGCGUCACGGCACACUCGGCUAUUGUGGACUGGACGACAGGGGAGCGCCGACACUUGGCGCGCAUUACACCACAGGCGGAGAGGCCGUAUGAGACACCGUAUGUUCCGGAGGAGUAA
Molecule: messenger RNA, 1119 nt
Organism: Aspergillus calidoustus
Lineage: Eukaryota; Fungi; Ascomycota; Eurotiomycetes; Eurotiales; Aspergillaceae
Source: the annotation of a GenBank genome assembly